AUGGGAGACAUUGCAGAGUGCAGCUGGUCUUCAUCGGCAUUAUGUUGUAUUGGUUCUAUUACGGUGCUAUAUUACCUGCUGAGGUGGUCGUGGCAGUGUUGGCAUGGAUUCAUAGUGUACGUGAUGUCCGAAAUCUGGCAAACAGACCUGAAGGCAUAUGGGCAGUGGGCCGUUGUGACUGGAGCUACAUCAGGGAUCGGUCGAGCAUAUGCCGACGAGCUUGCCAAGCGUGGCUUAGAUCUUGUUCUGAUCAGUCGCUCAGUGAAAAAGCUUCACUUUGUUGCCAAGGACAUAGAGUCUCAGUUCAGGCGUCAGACUCGUGUGAUUCAGGCAGACUUUACAGAGGGUCAUUCCAUCUACUCAGCCAUGACACAGCAGCUGGAGGGCCUGGAGAUUGGAAUUCUGGUAAACAACGUAGGUAUGAACUAUACAGGAAUUCUGGCAAAUUUUCUGGAUGUUCCUGACCCAGAACAGAGAAUCACACAGGUGAUAAAUUGCAACAUACUCUCUGUCACUCAGAUGAGCAGACUCAUUUUGCCUUGCAUGGUUAAAAGAGGAAAAGGUCUCAUUAUAAACAUAUCAUCAGAGGCCGCCUCUCAACCCCAGCCAAUGCUCUCCAUAUAUUCUGCCACUAAGAUAUUUGUAACAUAUUUCUCUCGCAGUCUGAGUGCAGAAUACAGAUCACAAGGAAUCACUGUUCAAUGUGUCGCUCCGUUUGUGGUCUCUACUAAUAUGACCCAUAAUGUUCCUGUGAAUCCUCUGGUGAAAAGUGCUGCUUCUUUUGCUAGAGAUGCUCUGAACACUGUAGGUUACACAUCUUACACAAGUGGAUGUGUAACUCAUGCACUACAGAACAUUGCUCUGUCCAUUUUUUUUCCGGACUGGCUGCGUCUCUCUUCCUUCUGUGUACAACGGAUGGCAAGAUUGGCUCACAAGAUGGAACCGCAAAUUAGAGAGAGGAUGGCAAACAACAAACAGGACUGA
Messenger RNA from Triplophysa rosa, 984 nucleotides. It is a transcript of the gene hsd20b2, whose product is annotated as hydroxysteroid (20-beta) dehydrogenase 2. The coding region runs from base 1 to 984 and encodes 327 amino acids. The transcript has 11 exons. The record is from RefSeq and is a predicted model, not a curated record. NCBI's taxonomy places the organism in Eukaryota, Metazoa, Chordata, Actinopteri, Cypriniformes, Nemacheilidae. Gene Ontology annotation, cellular component: endoplasmic reticulum. Gene Ontology annotation, molecular function: oxidoreductase activity.